AGUAUCCUAUAAAGAAGCGUCGAAUAGAACAGGGUUGGAAGUCACACACCGCCUCUGAUGGUCACACCGUAGAAUUACCAUCCCAAAUAAUUGAUAUGCUUGAGAGUGACGAAUUCGUACCUGACAAGCGCAUCGAUUUCAAAAAUGCCAUCCAGAACCUUGGUGCUCGCAAAUCAAUUACCCUACCACAUCUUGGCCAGGAACCCAAAUACUUCGCUAAAGGAUAUCAAGGAAGGACAUUGCUUGUCACUAAACAGAUGAUUGACAUAUGGGACGAACUUUCAGUAGAUAGUGAACAUUCAAUCAAGCGUGUUCUUUCAGGCCCAAUGGGUGUGGGUAAAUCAUAUAUUUCCUACUUCCUUGCAUCUAAAGCUUUUGCUGAAGGAUGGGUUAUUCUCUACAUCGCAGAUGCAUCUGAUCUAAAGGUAGGAUCAUCAAUCAGAGCAGGAGAGGUGAUUUGCAAGUACUUUCUGAUUCAAAAUAAAGAUAUUUUGACUGCCACCAAUCUUGAGCAGAUUGUGCGACAUGCUGAUUAUCCUUCUGAAAAGCUUGAGGUUAUCGUCGCUGAUAAUAUUCUGGACUUUCUCAAAACGUCAGAUAGCAAAACCCUCUUAAUUGUAGAUGAACAUGGUGCAUUAUUUGAGGAAGAUCCCCCACUACCCAAAAGACUUCCAAUUUUAGGUCCUUUGAAGAACCUUACUUUUUGGGGUGAACAUUACAAAAGUGUACGCGUAAUCUUCUCGGGAAUUACACAUGAUAAAUAUGAGGCGAUAUACAUAAAAGAUGGUAUGAGACAAUGGUGGGUAAUAUAUGUCACUCCACUAGAGGAUGAUGUAUUUGAUAUGUUGUUAAAGAUGCACCCCCUUCUGAGUAAACCAGGCAUUAAGGAAGAAGCAAUAACGGUUACAAAUUGCGUGCCACGUGAACUUAUGUACCUAGUUAAGUAUGUUCGGAAUCUAGAUCCCAAUACCACCGAUGUAAACGACUUUAAAGAAGUUCUAAACCAAUUUGAAAAGGAACGGUUUGAACGAAUAUUGGUUAUUGCACAAAGAUAUUAUAAUAGUCUCCAGAAAAAUGAAAAAUUACGUUACUAUGAUUCUCUUGCAAGCAUGUUUCUUCCAAGUAGACCCACUGUGCAGUUUAAUUCGAGGUUCUUAGAUCUUGUAUUAAUUUAUCGGUAUAAGGAAAAAGGAAUUACUCGUUCCUUCCCUCUAUUCCCAUCUGCUCGGAAAGUUCUAUUAAAAACGUACAUGUCAUUUGACUUGCCUGAAAAUAUAAAAAAUCAACUCAAUAUAGGAAAUCUGAAUGGAGAUCAAUUUGAGGAAGCCUUAUUCAAUCGACUUGUGUGCAAAUCUAACAUACCAAUACAACUCAAUACAACGGAUCUCAAUAAUAAUAAUAGAAGUGUUGUUACGCUCCAGUUUGAUGACUAUGCUGUGAUCAAGUCUCCUGCCUUAUCCCUUGGACCUGAUUCUGAUAGAGUCUUAAGUCGCGGCUUUGAAGGAUAUCCUCGAUUCGAUUACAUGCUCGGACCUAUAUUCAUACAAGUAUCUAUCAGUGACUUCGUAACACACAACAGCAAAGCAUCAACAAACAUCGGGAAAGCAUUUGAAAUAAUGUCUGCACAAGCUGGUAUCUCUCAGGCGCAAAUUAAUGGAAGAAACCAAAUUGAGAUGUAUUUCGAUGAGAUGUAUGGUCAUGGUCAUUCUGCCAUGAUAGAUUCACAAAAUAGGUUUGUUGUUAUCAGAAAUGGAACACGAGUGCCUGGAUUUCGUAUUGUCUAUAUUCGAGGUAGUCCUGGAAUUCCAAAUCACUCGAGAAAAGUUCGUGAAUUCCCUGAUGUAGCACAUGUCACCUUUGAGGAAAUCACGGGACAGCUUUUCAGAAACAUUGUAUAA
Messenger RNA from Acaulospora colombiana, 1898 nucleotides. Lineage: Eukaryota; Fungi; Glomeromycota; Glomeromycetes; Diversisporales; Acaulosporaceae. The record is from the annotation of a GenBank genome assembly.